Messenger RNA from Oikopleura dioica, 1380 nucleotides. Lineage: Eukaryota; Metazoa; Chordata; Appendicularia; Copelata; Oikopleuridae. The record is from the annotation of a GenBank genome assembly.
AUGCUUGCGACGUGGGCGCUCCACGGUCAAUCGUUCAUCUAUUUAGUCGCCAGAUACUACCUUCCUCAGAACAGAAAAUUUAAGAGACCCGGUUACGAUUCGCCCAAAAGCGGCGAAAAUAUCCAAAAAGAAAAAAGAGAAUUACUCCGAGAAAAUUCCUCCGAAAAGGCAGAAUCGUCGACGAAAGAAAUGGAUCACGCGUUGAUGCCGCCGCAGCUGGCCAGUUUGGCCCCGCAUCAGAAGCUUCAGCCAAAAGUCGACUCUGAUAUCGACGAAAAGAUUUGCGUUGUUUGCGAAGAUUUCGCAACAGGCUACCACUUCAACGCCAUGACUUGUGAAGGUUGCAAGGGCUUUUUCCGGCGCACGAAUUGCGCUGUAACUCGCCAGAAUCGACGCCAGUGCCAGGCCUGCAGAUUCCAAAAAUGCUUGACAAAAGGGAUGAAACGAGACUGUAUUCUUUCGGAUUUGGAGCUCAACAAAAAGCGCAAAAUCAUCCAAAAGAAUCGAAUAAAACGAAUUCUCAACGAAAAUCCUGACAUCCCACAAGUCGAGCAAGAAAAAAUCAGCAAGGUCGUGGCUGCGUACGACCUGGUUCAAAAGCAGUGCGCGGGAAGCCAGAGCUUUCGGAAUUGCGAAGACAUGCCCAACUGGCAGCGAACUGGGUUCAGAAGCGAUGUCCACAACAUGAUUUACUCGAUCGAGAAGCGACUUUUAGGCCUUCACGUGGUGCGAAUCGAGGACCCGAGAACCGGCGAGAACGAAAGCAUCACGAUCAACAUCAAUUAUUUGAAACACAUGUCGGACGUGAUGAACUCGGGACUGCUCCAGCUGAUCAACUUUUCAAAGCAGAUUCCGGAGUUCGCCCAGCUCGAGCAAAACGACCAAGUCGAGCUUAUCAGAGCUGGAACUCGCGAAAUCGUCAUUUUACAGGCUGCGACGUAUUUCGACCUGCAAAAACGAGCGUUUGUAAAUUACGAUUCGCAAAUGGAAUACACUUUCGACAUUCUCCUCGAUAUCGGGCUCAAAGAGCUUUUCAUCGAGCGACUUUCCGACUUCCUGGUGAAAUUUACGCAAAUCGAUCUUUCGAAAGAAGAGUUUCUUUUGACGCUUAUUCUGGUUCUGUUUUCUCCGGAUCGGGCUGGGCUCCAGAACCCGACGCUGAUCGGAACGAUUCAAGACUCCUAUGCCGAGCUUCUAGAGCGGCUGAUGAUAUCGCCGCGGACCAAGGCGAAAUACGGAAAGAACAGAUUCUCGGACAUAAUUUCGCUGCAAUUGAGUCUCCGCUUCUUGUCGUUUAUGACACUGCCACUCGGAAAAGCAUUUCAUGACCAGUUGGCGAGCGAUGUCUUGCCCCCACUAUUGAAAGAAAUGCUUGCCUAA